AUGGCGCCAAAGUCCAAGGACACCCUGGGGGUUCACCCUCCCCGGGCCUCGUCGCGCUCCCCCAGUCGGUCCCCCAGGCCCAAGAAUCGCAAGAAGGCCCCCGCAGUGAUCUCCAGUUAUGGAUCGGAUGGGGUCACAAAUAAUAACAUUUUCAAUCUGCCCUCCUCCGAUUACAAGGCGAUGGUUCUGUUGAUCUUGGUUGCCGCCGUUGUUCGUCUGUUUAGGAUUUACCAGCCGACGAGCGUUGUCUUUGAUGAAGUCCAUUUCGGAGGUUUCGCUACCAAGUACAUCAAGGGCCGCUUCUUUAUGGACGUUCACCCCCCUCUCGCCAAACUCCUCAUUACACUGGCUGGCUGGCUCGCCGGGUUUCAAGGCGACUUUGAUUUCAAGGAAAUUGGCAAGGAUUACAUCGAACCCGGAGUGCCCUAUGUUGCGAUGCGCAUGCUUCCCGCCGUGCUGGGGAUCUUGACCGUCCCCAUUAUGUUUUUGACCCUCAAAGCUACCGGGUGCCGUACCACCACUGCCGUGCUGGGGGCUGGUGCGAUCCUCUUUGAGAAUGGAUUGGUUACUCAGUCUCGUUUGAUCCUGUUGGACUCCCCCUUGGUGUUUUUCACUGCGCUUACCGCACUAUCGUUCUCGUGUUUCACGAACCAACAAGAAUUGGGCCCUUCGCAUGCCUUCCGCGGACCCUGGUGGUUCUGGCUGGUGGCGACUGGCCUAUCUCUAGGCGCUACUCUGAGUGUGAAGUGGGUUGGUCUGUUUACCGUUGCCUGGGUCGGCUCCCUUACGAUCCUGCAACUCUGGGUGGUCCUCGGUGACACCAAGAAUGUCACUCCUCGCCUCUGGUUUAAACACUUCUUUGCUCGUGUCUUCUGCCUGAUCGUUAUCCCCCUCGCGUUCUACUGCUCCAUGUUUGCAAUUCACUUCAUGUGCCUCGUCAAUCCCGGAGAGGGGGACGGCUUCAUGUCUUCAGAGUUCCAAGCCACCUUGAAUUCCAAGGGAAUGCAAGCUGUCCCCGCAGAUGUUGUCUUUGGCUCUCGUCUAAGCAUUCGCCAUCACCACACGCAAGGUGGAUACCUUCACUCCCACAGCCAUAUGUACCCCACCGGCAGCAAGCAGCAGCAGAUUACUCUGUAUCCGCAUAAAGACGAGAACAAUGUUUUCAUCGCUGAGAACCAGACCCAGCCCAUCGGUCCCGACGGAGAAAUUGAAGGCCCCUUCGCAUGGGAUAAUAUUACCGCCGAAUACAUUGAAGACGGCUCUGUUAUCAGGCUGAACCAUCUGAUGACACAGCGAAGAAUUCAUUCUCACAAUGAGCGUCCUCCCGUGACCGACGUUGAUUGGCAGUUCGAGGUUUCUGCUUACGGUUAUGAAGGCUUUGCUGGUGAUGCCAACGACUUCUGGCGUGUCGAGAUCGUCAAAUCGUUGUCAGACGGAGAAGAAGCCAAGAAGCGUGUGCGCACCAUUCAAACCAAGUUCCGACUAGUCCAUGUCAUGACUGGCUGCGUCUUGUUCUCCCACAAGGUUAAGCUUCCCGACUGGGGCUUCGACCAACAGGAAGUUACCUGUGCCAGAGGAGGCUCUCUGCCCAACAGCGUGUGGUACGUUGAAUCAAACAGUCAUCCCAUGCUACCUGAAGAUGCCGAAAAGGUCACCUACCGUGACCCUGGAUUUUUCGGCAAAUUCUGGGAGCUCCAGAAGGUGAUGUGGACUACCAACGCAGGGCUUACCGAAUCCCAUGCCUGGGAUUCCCGCCCACCUUCUUGGCCCACCUUGCUCCGCGGUAUCAAUUUCUGGGGCCGCGACCACCGUCAGGUCUACCUCUUUGGAAACCCAUUCGUCUGGUAUUCGUCUACUUUCGCCAUCGCCAUCUAUGCUAUUUUCAAAGGAAUCUCUCUUAUUCGUUGGCAGCGCAACUGUGGUGAUUACCGCAACGCCACUUUCAAGCGUUUUGACUAUGAAAUUGGUACCAGUGUUCUUGGCUGGUGUUUCCACUACUUCCCGUUCUAUCUUAUGGCGCGCCAGCUCUUCCUACAUCACUAUUUCCCAGCCCUUUACUUUGCUAUCCUUACCCUGUCCCAAGAAUUUGAUUUUCUUGCCAGCCGUAUCAAGAGUCUCGGCCUCCCGUCCCGGCCAGUCAUUGGGAAGGCAUUGACGGCUAUCUUCCUUGCACUCACUAUCUUUGCAUUCGCCCUCUACUCCCCUCUGGUUUAUGGCAACCCAUGGACCAAGGACGCCUGCCAAAAGGUCAAGCUCCUUAGUUCGUGGGACUUUGAUUGCAAUACUUUCUACACUGACCUUGAUCAAUAUGUGACUCAAUUCGCCAGCACGAACGCAGUGAUCCCAACAACCCCGGCACCUGUGGCCCAAGCGCCUCCGCCCGUUGUGCCCGAACCAGCGGGCAAGCAGCAGGAGCAGAACCCUGCUCAGGAAGAGAUUCAAGAGCCCAUAGUUACCUCUAGCACUCCACAGCUUCGUGGAUCUCAGGCGCGAGUGGAAUACCGUGAUCAAAACGGCAACGUUCUCGACGAAGAGGUGGUGGCAUCAUUGAGGAAGGAAGGCAAGGUCUCGUUUGAGACGAGACACGAAACCAGAACCCGUCUGGAAAAUGGCCACUUGGUUGACGUUGUCGAUGGCAAACUCGCACCCCCGCACCCAGAUGUUGAAGGUCAGAACCCCGAAACCUCUGGCAAGCAGGAGGAAGAGGCCCUGGACGACAGCCCGGCUUCUGCAGCUGGAGCCCAAAUUUCUGUUGAAGAACAGAGUUCUCCUGAGCCAAAACCGGCCAGUGAGGGAAAUGAAGCGACCAUUUGA
Molecule: messenger RNA, 2814 nt
Organism: Aspergillus ochraceoroseus IBT 24754
Lineage: Eukaryota; Fungi; Ascomycota; Eurotiomycetes; Eurotiales; Aspergillaceae
Gene: pmt1
Product: protein mannosyltransferase 1
Exons: 5
Coding region: 1-2814 (937 amino acids)
Biological process (GO): protein O-linked glycosylation via mannose
Cellular component (GO): endoplasmic reticulum; membrane
Molecular function (GO): dolichyl-phosphate-mannose-protein mannosyltransferase activity
Source: RefSeq, a predicted model, not a curated record